Molecule: messenger RNA, 964 nt
Organism: Silurus meridionalis
Lineage: Eukaryota; Metazoa; Chordata; Actinopteri; Siluriformes; Siluridae
Gene: phlda1
Product: pleckstrin homology-like domain, family A, member 1
Exons: 2
Coding region: 135-578 (147 amino acids)
Biological process (GO): positive regulation of apoptotic process
Molecular function (GO): phosphatidylinositol phosphate binding
Source: RefSeq, a predicted model, not a curated record
UCGGGGAUGUCUGUGGGCUUCUGGUGAGAGACAGAACGACACUGCUGUCUUUCAGUCUGUGAGUGUGUGUCGCGUUUCCCCGCGCGCUCUGCUCAGAGGUAUUGUGCAUCCUCCUCGUGCUCGCGCUCCCGGUGAUGCAGCAGCAGCAGGCGGCUCCGCGCGUGCUGAAGGAGGGCGUGCUGGAGAAGCGCAGUGAUGGUCUGCUGCAGAUGUGGAAGAGGAAACAUUGCACGCUCACGGAGGAAGCCGUGCUCCUGCACACGCACCAGCACGCGCAGCCGGCGGCGAAGGGCAAAGAGCUGCACUUCUCGCGUGUGAAGACCGUGGACUGCGUGGAGCGGAAAGGCAAACACGGGUAUUUCACCGUGGUGAUGGCGAACGGGAAGGAAAUCGACUUCCGGUGCCGGGCGGAUGAGGGAUGGAGCGCGGAGAUCACUCUGCAGAUGGUGCAGUAUAAAAACCGGCAGGCAGUGCUCGCGGUGCGCUCCACGCGCCACAAACAGCAGCGCCUCGUCAUCAGCAAACCGGAAACAGAGCUCACCGUACCGGCGGGGGAGAGCCGCGCGCACAGCGGUUAAACAGUCAUCAACUUGACAGACAGACAAACCGAGAUGACACACAGACUCCAGCUGUGAAAAUGACCUCCAGCCUUCAUGUGUGUGUGUGUGUGUGUGUGUGUGUGUGUGUGUGUGUGUGUGUGUGUGUGUGUGUGUGUGUGUAAAUCAGCAGCUUCCAUAUUCAUCAGGCCAAAGACACACUGUUUCUCCACCCAACUUCUCCAGCAUCUCUACCGAACACUUCACGUCAGUGUACGAUGUCACGCUGUAUGGAGUUUGAUGUGAUGUGUGAGGAUAAUUAUUACGGCCUUGUAUUGCUGAUGAAAGACUCCAGACGUGCGUGUGUACGUGUUUCAUUUGCAGUUGUUAAAGUUGCUUUCAUAAAUAAACAAUCCAUUUCAAGCACA